GCCAAUUAGGUUGGCCAAUAAGCUUGUUGCAAAAGUAUCGUGUUGGACUGAACGAAUACGAAAAUAAAAAGCACGCAAUAUUUUUACGCUUGUUUGUAUGCGAUGAUCUUUAUGCACUACGAAAUGAAUAUCAAAUGAAUAUUACAUAUGUAUGUUUAUACAAAUAGAUCGAGUGGUUAUUUUGUGAAACAUUUCUACAUUUCGUCGACGAAGAAAGAAGGAGGGAGAAGUCUUGAAAACAAGGAUUAAAAUAAACGUAAUUUUCCUUGAAACAUUUACCUCGAUAGUUUCCUCCUUUUAUUUCCUCCUUUUAUCGAGAAUGAUUCAGUGUCGGUGCGAGUGUUGACGGUGUAGCCGGUCGUGCAACACCGAUAAGUUUAUUAUUUUCAUUGUGUAAAAGUGAAAAAAUAGGAGUAAGUAUAUUAAGAAUGGCGAGAUUUGAUGAAGACAUGUACUUGGAACGUAUUCCAAUGCCUGUGUACAGAGAAUUGGUUUAUGAAUUGAACAAAAAUUCGAAUUGGAAAAUACUGGCCUGUCACUUGGCUGAACAACUUGGAUAUUCACGUAACUCAUGGCUGCAGUCACUGCAACAAAAUACCAGUUCCACCAAAACACCAGCAGAAAAUUUGCUGUUUGAGUUAAAUAUAAAAAUGUGUACAAUUGGUAUAUUAUGUACAUUACUUAAAGACUGCGAACUUGUUAAUGUCCUAUCAAUUUUAUAUCAUCCAGAGCCAUUGGCAAUUGUCAAACAUCCAUCCGAUGAUACAGGACGUGACAGAAUAGAAUUAUCCUUCGACCAGCACCUACGUCUUUCUUGUAAAGCUACUGGUAUACCAUUACCAACUUAUAAAUGGUAUCACAAUGAUACUGAGCUAGAAGAACAGCAAAGCCAUGAGCUUGACAUUAUUAUAACUAGUUCCAGUCAAGCUGGGGAAUAUAAGUGUAAAGUCUCACAGAUGACUAAUGAAAAUAUAAUUUCUAUGUUAUUGACCAAAUCAGUUUUUCUAAGUCUAUCUCCUGUGCCUGUAGUUGUACAGCAACAACCACCUGCUCUUCUAGAGAUUAAAGAAGGACAAGAUUUUACAAUUAGUUGUACAGUGCACAGUCAUCCUGAACCAUGUUACCAGUGGUUCAGAGAUAAUACAAGACUAGAAGGAGAAACAUCCAGUGUAUUACAUAUAAAACAAUUUAAUUCUAAAUUUGAAGGAAAGUAUUACUGCUACAUAACUAACAGUGUCAGUGAAGUUUUUACUCAAAGAUGUCAUGUACUGAUGGAUUUACCUCGUGAAAAGGCAGUUGCAAAAAUAGCUUUAAUUAUCGCGAAUGGUGAUUAUGAAAAUCAUAAAUGCCUGAAGACCCCUAAAAAUGAUGCUGCAAAAAUUGGUAACCUCUUGAAGGAGAUUGGUUUUAAAGUGAUUUGCUUUAUGAAUUUAUCUUUCGAGCAAAUGAGAAAAGCUAUGAAAAUAUUUAGUGAUGUUUUAACAGAAGGCGUGUAUGGAUUAUUCUAUUAUGCCGGACAUGGUUUUAAAAUGCAAGAAAGUUAUAUGCUUGCUGUCGAUGCACCAGAAUCUUAUUUAAGGAAAGAUGCAAUUUGCGAGAGUGAAUUGUUAGCUAUGUUGUUGCAAAAUGAUCCUGCUCUUUUAGUAACAAUACUGGAUAUGUGUCAAACUGUACCGCCAAAAGAAUGCAAUCCCGAUAUUCAUAAUGAAAUACCAAAAGUCAAGGAAUUUAAGAGCAGGAAAAAUCUACGAAAUUUAGUACAAGCGUACUCCACAUCUAGUCAUCGUCCUAGUUAUGAACGAAUAAACAGCAAAUAUGGAUUGUACGCGACUCAUCUAAGCAAAUACAUCAGUAAAGAUAUUCCAGUUACAAAAAUAUUUGAAGAAGUAGGAAAAUCAAUAGAUAUCUGGUUAAAAGGAACAGAACGUAACCAAAUACCAAUGUUUGCGUUAACCAUUACCAAACCUUUUCGUCUCACUGAUGCAAUUUAUAAAAGAAAUCCGUCAUUCGCGCUGAAUAAUUUGAAUAAAUUAGUAACCUUCUCAACGAAUUCUUUUGAAAUAAACUUCAAGCAGGCUGCUAUCUCAGCGAAAGUUACAAUCUCAUUAUUUAUGGAACCUUACUUAAACAUAAUCAAGGUUUCAGUAUGUAAUUUAGAGGAUCUGGAAGUAAAUUUUUUUAAUUCUGUACCUACAAAACAAAAUAACUUGUUUCAAACUGCAUUAAAGCAAGAAUGUUGGAUAUGUAAUCCACAAAUGUGUCAGGGACCCUUGGUUGUAUCUGUUUCAAAAAAUGGAUCUCCUAUUGGCGCCACAUUAUUACAUAUUAAAAAUUAUAUUCCAUUAAUAUUGGAAAAUAUUAACAGCUAAUAUAUAUAUAUAU
Dinoponera quadriceps is the source of this 2382-nucleotide messenger RNA. Its product is annotated as mucosa-associated lymphoid tissue lymphoma translocation protein 1 homolog. The transcript has 11 exons. Lineage: Eukaryota; Metazoa; Arthropoda; Insecta; Hymenoptera; Formicidae. Gene Ontology annotation, biological process: proteolysis. The coding region runs from base 429 to 2369 and encodes 646 amino acids. Gene Ontology annotation, molecular function: cysteine-type endopeptidase activity. The record is from RefSeq and is a predicted model, not a curated record.